Messenger RNA from Trifolium pratense (red clover), 3292 nucleotides. RefSeq names its product 5'-3' exoribonuclease 3-like. Lineage: Eukaryota; Viridiplantae; Streptophyta; Magnoliopsida; Fabales; Fabaceae. Gene Ontology annotation, cellular component: nucleus. The record is from RefSeq and is a predicted model, not a curated record. Gene Ontology annotation, biological process: nuclear-transcribed mRNA catabolic process. The transcript has 2 exons. Bases 380 to 3067 code for a protein of 895 amino acids. Gene Ontology annotation, molecular function: RNA binding; zinc ion binding; 5'-3' RNA exonuclease activity.
AAGUGUAAAAACAAAAUCUUGUCAUUCAUAAAAAAAAAACAAAAACCCAAUCUUUUCUUUUGACGGAAGCCAAAAAAUCAAAUCUUUUUUCUAUAUCUUUAGUCAAAAACACAAUCUUUUUUUAUUACAAAAUCAAAUCUUUUUUUUUUUUACAGAAACAGAAACAAAAUCUUGAGAUAAUCUUAUCUCUAUAUCUUAGUAAAAAACGAAUCUUAUAAAAACAAAUCUUUCUCUAAAUACAUAUACAUAUAUAUACAUAUGUAUAGUCGAUGAAUACACACAAACUCAAACUCAAACAGUGAGAACAAAUCCUUCGCGUGCGAAAGAAAGAAAGAAAGUUUGGGGAGCACUCUGUUUUUGCUGUUUGAUAGAUUCAAAAAUGGGAGUCCCUGCUUUCUAUCGGUAUCUUGUAGGCAAAUAUCCGACGGUGGUUGUCGACUCCGUUGAGGAGGAACCGGUGGUUAUCGACGGCGUUCAUAUCCCGGUCAAUACAGCUAACAAGAACCCUAACAACAUUGAAUAUGAUAAUCUUUACCUUGAUAUGAAUGGCGUCAUUCACCCUUGUUUCCAUCCUGAGGAUAAGCCAUCACCGACCUCUUUUGAUGAAGUGUUUCAGUCCAUAUUUUCUUACAUUGACAGACUCUUUGUCAUUGUGCGCCCUAGGAAGUUACUUUUUAUGGCUAUAGAUGGUGUUGCUCCGAGGGCUAAGAUGAACCAACAACGCGCUAGGCGCUUUAGGGCUGCUAAAGAUGCAUCUGAUGCCGCUGCUGAAGAAUCGAGGUUAAGGGAUGAAUUUGAGAGGGAAGGAAGAAAGCUUCCUCCUAAACAAGAGUCACAGACAUUUGAUUCAAAUGUAAUCACACCUGGAACUGAAUUCAUGGCUGUUUUGUCAACUGCACUUCAGUACUAUAUUCAUCUUAGGUUGAAUAGUGAUCCUGGUUGGAAGAAUAUCAAGGUUAUUCUUUCUGAUGCAAAUGUUCCCGGCGAAGGGGAGCAUAAGAUAAUGUCCUUCAUUCGCCUUCAAAGAAAUCUUAAAGGAUAUGAUCCCAACACACGCCAUUGCAUGUAUGGUUUGGAUGCUGAUUUGAUUAUGUUGGCUCUGGCUACUCAUGAAAUUCAUUUUUCAAUUCUUAGAGAGGUUGUAUUUACUCCCGGACAAGACAAAUGUUUCAUGUGUGGUCAGAUGGGUCAUAUGGCUGCAGACUGUCAAGGGAAGCUAAAAAGGAAGGCAGGGGAGUUUGACGAAGGAGAUGCUACUGUGGCUAAAUUGCCUUUCCAGUUUCUGAACAUUUGGACUCUGAGGGAAUAUCUUGAAUAUGAGAUGAGGAUACCUAAUCCUCCUUUUAAGAUUGACUUUGAAUGUAUUGUGGAUGAUGUUAUCUUCAUGUGUUUUUUUGUCGGGAAUGAUUUCCUACCACACAUGCCUAUGCUAGAGAUUCGCGAUGGUGCAAUUAACUUGCUGAUGACAGUAUACAAGGAGGAAUUUAGUAAAUUCGAUGGUUAUUUGACAAAUGGCAGUAAGCCAAACCUGAGCAGGGUGGAGCAUUUUAUUCAGGCUGUUGGAUCACAUGAAGAUGAAAUAUUCCAAAAAAGAGCUCAAUUGCAUCCGCGGCAAAGGGUAAAUAUAAAGCGUCGGAAGAGACAAGCAACAGGAGAUGAUAUUGGGCCUCAAGUUCAACCUGCAAUUUCACAAUUCCAUGAGGAAAAAGAUAUUCAAGAUAACGAAGACGAAUUGAAAACAAAACUGAAGCGGAUACUUCUUGACAAAUCUGAUGUAUUCAACUCAAAAGGUGCUCAUGAAGACAAGAUUAAGUUGGGAGAACCAGGCUGGAAAGAGAGGUAUUAUGAGGAGAAAUUUUCUGCUAAAACUCCUGAAGAACUUGAUGCUAUACGGAAAGAUGUUGUCUUGAAAUACACCGAAGGUCUAUGUUGGGUGAUGCAUUAUUAUUACGAAGGUGUUUGUUCUUGGCAAUGGUUUUAUCCUUAUCAUUAUGCCCCUUUUGCGUCUGAUCUCAAGGGCCUUGGUGAGCUUAAUAUUAAUUUUGAGUUGGGUACUCCAUUCAAACCAUUUGACCAACUUAUUGGAGUUUUUCCUGCUGCAAGCUCACAUGCUCUGCCUGAACCGUAUAGGAAACUUAUGACUGAUCCAAACUCUCCAAUUAUUGAUUUUUAUCCAAUCGAUUUUGAAGUAGACAUGAAUGGAAAACGCUAUACUUGGCAGGGAAUUGCGAAGUUGCCGUUUAUUGACGAAGCGCGACUUCUUGCAGAAGUUCAGAAAAUUGAAAACUUGUUAACGCCAGAGGAAAAGCGACGAAAUACAAUAAUGUUCAACAUGAUUUUUGUGAAUUCAUGCCAUCCUCUUUCUGUGUGCAUUAGUACACUCGACAACAAAUGUAGAAACAUGUCUAACUGUGAGCGUGCUGAUGUCAAGGAAAAAAUCAAUCCCAUAGAAAGUGGUGGAAUGAAUGGUUACAUAUCCUCCUGUGAUGGAGAACCUUGCCCUCCCAUCUUCAGGUCACCUGUUGCAGGCAUGGAAGACAUCAUAGAUAAUCAUGUCAUAUGUGCAAUAUAUGGACUUCCCGAUGGUCAUGAACAUAUAAGCCGACCGCCACAUGGAGUUGAAUUUCCAAAAAGGACUUUGGCAAUUGAGGAUUUAAAACCCUCUUGCAGUAGAUAUCGAGAAAAUCGGAGGAUAAACCCUCUGGGAUCUUAUUCUUGUAGGACAUAUGAAGAAAGUCGAAGAAAAAAACCCCGGGGAUCCUGUUCUGGUCGGGAGCUUAGAGAGGCAUCACAAAGACUCAUUGUAAAUUCUUUGCAGAUCAAGACAGAUGCAUAUAAAUACCAUCAUCCCAUGAAUGGAUCAACAAUGUCAUAUGCUGCACCAAUUGGUCAUAGACAAUCAUGGCUUCACAAUAACUAUGAAUCGAUAUCACGCCCAGGGUAUGCUGCAAUGCCACUUCCUUCUUCCGCUCCUCCGCAGUUUCUACCGUACACUGCUGUCCCUACUGCGCAGUAUGUUUAUAACCAGCCAUACUCGCAACGAGUGAUGUAUACUCAUCAUCAUUAAUCAAAUUAUUUUGCAUGAAUAGGAAAUAGAUUUUGCAUGCUACAGAAUUAAGGGCACCUAUUUCACCUUUCUAGACAUAUAUACCUAGGACAUACUAUGUUUACUUGAUCAAAUGUAAUGUGUUUGCUAUGUAAUUUUGGUGUAUAUGUGUAUACUUGCAUAGUUGCAAAAAUGUACAAGGUGAAUUAUUCGUCUUGUUUAUAACAAAAUUCAGUGUUUCUAAAA